This is a messenger RNA of Nicotiana tabacum (common tobacco), 1959 nucleotides long. RefSeq names its product NAC domain-containing protein 78. Gene Ontology annotation, molecular function: DNA binding. Lineage: Eukaryota; Viridiplantae; Streptophyta; Magnoliopsida; Solanales; Solanaceae. The record is from RefSeq and is a predicted model, not a curated record. Gene Ontology annotation, biological process: regulation of DNA-templated transcription.
UUUUUUUUUUAAUCGGCGGUUGAUGGAAUCAAGGCGGUCGAAGAAUUUGUUGGCGCCGGGGUUCAGAUUUCACCCGACGGAUGAGGAAUUGGUGCGGUACUAUCUCCGGCGAAAGAUUAUUGGGAAACCCUUGAGAUUUGAUGCAAUAUCGGAGAUCGAUAUCUACAAAGUUGAACCAUGGGACCUUCCUGGUAUGUCAAGGCUGAAAACAAGAGAUCUGGAAUGGUACUUUUUUAGCAUGCUUGAUAAGAAGCAUGGUAAUGGAGCAAAGACCAAUCGGGCGACGAAACGAGGCUACUGGAAGACAACUGGAAAGGACAGGGCUGUCCAUCAUAAGUCUAAGGUUGUCGGGAUGAAGAAGACCCUAGUUUAUCAUAGUGGUCGGGCUCCAAAAGGUCAGAGGACUAAUUGGGUUAUGCAUGAGUACAAACUAAUUGAUGAGGAGUUGGAUAAAGCUGGAAUUGCUCAGGAUGCAUUCGUGUUAUGUAGAAUCUUCCAGAAGAGUGGUGCAGGGCCAAAGAAUGGGGAAAAGUAUGGGGCACCUUUUGUUGAGGAGGAAUGGGAGGAUGAUGAAUUAGAAAUUGUUCCCAAGGAGGAGGCUGUUGAUGAAGUUGAAUUUGGAGAUGACAUCUAUUUAGAUGGACAUGACCUUGAGCAGAUUCUUGGGACUGACACACCUGUGGAUGGUGCUCCACCUCCUUUCAACCGCUAUUGCGAGGAAAAUGCUAGCAACAGUGGGGGAACAAGUAACUCCUUUGAAGAUACAGAAAAAUGGCUUCAGCCACCAGACGAGCAGGAAUCAUUUGAUCCUGCAAUUGAAGAGAAUGCGAAUGCAAAUCCAGUCAAGCAUGAAUUCAUGAGUGAACCAAGCAAGAAUGUGAACUCUGAAGAUGUGGAUUACUUGCUUAAUGAACCAAUUGAAACUGCAACUGAUACCCUUCAAUCCAAUGAUGGAGCAUUCCUUGAAGCUAGUGAUCUAUCAAGACCCAUUGAUACGUCAAGUUUUGACAUGCUUGAGGAGUACCUUACAUUCUUUGAUGCAGACGAUGACUUCCAGAAUAUGGGUUUCAAUCCACCGAUGAUGACUGGAGGUGAUGAUCAUGUUUCUGACUUAGCAUCUCUGGCUGACAAGAAUAUUGGCAAGGUAGCUGAACAACCUGUUGCACCCAGUGAAGAGCCUGCCGAUCAGAAGACCAAUGUUGCAUCAUCCUCGAAAUUGGAACCAUCUAAAUUUGGAUCAGAUUAUAAGUAUCCAUUUAUGAAGCAGGCAAGCUGCAUGUUGGGGGGUAUUCCUGCUCCUCCUGCAUUUGCUUCAGAGUUCCCUUCAAAAGAUGCAGCUUUCCGUAUGAAUUCUUCCUCAGAAGCAUCCAGUUCAAUCCAUGUCACGGCUGGUUAUAUUCAAAUAAGGAACAUGACUAUGGGUGGCAAUGGAACAGACGGCUUGGUGGGCAAGCAUGGGAAUUACAACAUUCUCCUAUCUUUUGGCUUAUCACAGCAUGCUGAUAGCUCCGCUAGCUUGGAAUCAGUAGUUAGUAUUCUUCCUGGGAAGACAAUUUCGGCGGCAUCCUGGUGCUGGUUCUAUUAUCUGUUCUCUUGGGUCCUUAUUCUUUCCAUGAGCUUCAAAAUUGGGACCUUAAUUCGUGCCACUUAAGGCUUCAAAAAUAUAAGAAGCUUAAUCAAACCGGGCUCAAGCUAGUUUUUACUUAUGAAAUUCUUGGUAGGUUAUCUUGAUGUUGGCUAAAGUUGCAUCAUUAUACAUGAUAUACCUAUAUUUUAGUUAUGUGGUCGAACAUUACUAAAUUAAGUGUUGCAUGGCAGACUUCACGGUGUAGCUUGGAAGCUGCAAGUACUCUUUUACAGCAGUCAAAUACUGUGAUUUUACAUAGAACCAAUGUCUUUAUUUCAGAUCUUCGCCGUGUAAUUCGUUGUUGAUUUUCAUGUUGUUUCUGUUCCAUGUUA